Molecule: messenger RNA, 615 nt
Organism: Brenthis ino (lesser marbled fritillary)
Lineage: Eukaryota; Metazoa; Arthropoda; Insecta; Lepidoptera; Nymphalidae
Source: the annotation of a GenBank genome assembly
AUGGGUUUGGAAAAGCAUCAUGGUCUUGAGGAUGAUAAUUCAGAAUAUUUAUAUCAGCCAGAAAUACUGUUAAAGUUAGAUUUUAGCAAGAGUCCAGCUAAGUUUAAUCCUUCAAUAAGUGCUGCUCAGCCAGGUGAGGAUUGGAUGGUUGUGAGACCAUUGCAACGAGCUGAUUAUGAUAAAGGAUUUCUGCAGCUACUUAGUCAACUAACAAGCACUGGCAAUAUCACAAGAAAACAAUUUGAUGAGCGGUUUACUCAGAUGAAAAGUUCUGGAGGAUAUUACGUCACAGUAAUAGAAGAUAAGCGUAUAUCCAAAAUCAUUGGUGCUGCAACACUAACAAUUGAACAAAAAUUUAUUCACAAUUGUUCAGUGCGAGGACGCCUUGAAGAUGUAGUUGUUAAUGAUACCUACAGAGGGAAGCAGCUAGGGAAAUUAGGGAAGCAGCUAGGGAAAUUAAUCGUUGUAACAGUCUCGCUGCUAGCACAAGAGCUUGGUUGCUACAAAAUGUCGUUAGACUGCAAGGACAAGCUCAUCAAGUUCUACGAGAGUCUUGGAUACAAGAUGGAACCAGGCAACUCUAACGCUAUGAACAUGAGAUUUGAGGAGCCAUCU